This is a messenger RNA of Fraxinus pennsylvanica, 627 nucleotides long. The record is from the annotation of a GenBank genome assembly. Lineage: Eukaryota; Viridiplantae; Streptophyta; Magnoliopsida; Lamiales; Oleaceae.
AUGGAAGGUUUGUGUGGUGGUCUCAGCCUCCUCUUCAGCCGCAACAAGGCAGAAGUGGAGGGUGAUAAUUUUGAGCUUCAAGAAGAGGAUGUAUGGUAUAACUAUACACCUAAAGAGGAACAAGAUUCAGGCUCAAACUCCAACCCAAAAAAGAAUCUGAACUUCUCUUUUGAUUUGGUCUUGGCAACUCCACUUGUAUGGAGCAUUCCUAUAGUCCCAAGAAUCACCCUGAAGGCAAAUAACGGUGGUGGCGAUGGCCAUGCCGGUGGCCGCCAUGAGCUGACACCCACCAAGGUGGUUGCACCCCGCACUUUAGCCCCUAUUCCUAUUCCUAUUCCAGAUUGUUCUAAGAAUUAUCCGUUAAAUCCCAACAAGGAAUUGUGGGAAGCUACAUGUGAUAGAGCUUUUAUUGCCAGCAAAAAACAAGUUGGAUUUUCAGAUUUUAUUGAACCUGAUGAUGAUGGUGGUGUGCUUAUCCCACCCCAUAUAAUUUUGGCAAGGAGGGCAGCACUGAAUCAGUGGAUUUCUCACUCCAUAUUGGAAGGAAUUGGAAGGACUCUCAAGGGAAGAGAUCUCACUAAUACGAGGAAUUUCGUUUUGAAAUUAACCGGCUUCAUUGAAACUUAA